Messenger RNA from Spodoptera exigua (beet armyworm), 1755 nucleotides. Lineage: Eukaryota; Metazoa; Arthropoda; Insecta; Lepidoptera; Noctuidae. The record is from the annotation of a GenBank genome assembly.
AAAAUGCGAAAGAUACUGUUGCUAGUAUUAGCAACAGCCGCGGCAGUAUCAGGUGUGGAUGAGUGGUGGCGUUCCGCUGUCAUCUACCAAAUAUAUCCACGAUCCUUCAAGGACAGCAAUGGAGACGGAAUCGGAGACAUAAACGGUAUAACUUCAAAACUUCCAUAUCUGAAGGAUACCGGAGUGGACGCAAUAUGGUUGUCCCCAAUAUUUCUAUCGCCAAUGUUUGACUUUGGUUACGACAUUACAGACUACAAGAAAAUAGCUCCGGAGUAUGGAACUAUGGAAGACUUCGACAAACUAAUGGCAGAGGCUAAAAAACUAGGACUCCGUGUGAUAUUAGACUACGUGAUAAACCACACGAGCAACGAAAGCGAAUGGUUCAUCAAAUCUGCACAGAAUGACCCGAAUUACGCAGACUAUUAUGUUUGGGCCCAUGGAAAACCAGACCCGAAGAAUCCGGACUAUUUGGGCCCUCCCAACAACUGGGUGAGCGUUUUCCGCAAAAGUGCUUGGGAGUACAAUACUGAGCGAGGUCAAUAUUACUUGCACCAGUUCGCCGUUGCACAACCUGACCUGAACUUCCGAAAUGCGAAAGUGGUCGAAGAAAUGAAGGAUGUUCUACGUUUCUGGCUGGAUAAAGGAGUUUCUGGAAUCCGUAUCGAUGCUGUCAACCAUUUGUUUGAAGUGGACCCUGCGAACUAUGACGGACAUUAUCCUGACGAGCCACUCUCAGGCGCGGCUGGAGCUACACCAGAAGACUACGGCUACCUGAACCACAUUUACACAAAAGACCAGAACGAAACUUAUGACAUAGUUUACGAUUUGAAAGUAAUUCUUGACCAGUACACUGAAAAACAAAAUGAUUCCAAGGUCAUGCUAACUGAGGCCUAUGCAGAUUUGCCACGGAUCAUGCGAUACUAUGGUGACAAGAACCGAAAUGGAUCCGUUCCUUUCAACUUCUUCUACCUUACGGAAUUGAAUAAUAAGUCUAAUGCAAGAGACAUAAAGAUGACUAUUGAUAAGUGGAUGACACAUAUGCCUACUGGGAAGGUUGCUAACUGGGUGAAUGGCAAUCAUGACCAGAGUCGUUUGGCUUCAAAAUUCGGUGUUGACAGAGUUGAUAUUAUGAACAUGCUGGCUCUCAUACUGCCAGGGAUCACCGUUACUUAUCAGGGUGAAGAGCUUGGUAUGACUGACGGUCAUGUAAGCUGGGAAGACACAAAGGACCCCCAGGCUUGCAACACAGAGGACCCCAUCCACUACUGGAAGAGCAGCCGAGACCCCGCGCGGACCCCCUUCCACUGGGACGCGACCGCCAACGCGGGCUUCUCCACUGCGAGCUCCACCUGGCUGCCUAUCGCCGACAACUACAAAACUGUCAACGUCGCUGUCGAGAAGGCGGCCACUAAGAGUCACUACAAGUUCUACAAGGAAGUUGUUGCUACGAAGCGUUUGCCAGCUGUCCGCUCCGGGGAUCUAGAAGUGCGCGCUCUCUGUGACAACGUUGUAGCUGUUGCUAGGUUCCUGCCCGGCCACCCUGCAGUGGUUGGUGUCAUCAAUCUGUCUGACGCUGAGGUCCCGGUAGAUCUCAACUCUCUUCAGCUGCUACCACGUGAUCUACAAGUGGAAGCAUCCGGAGUUUACUGCAAGCUGGAGAAAGGAGAAAAGCUUCAGAAGGGUCAAGUAACUAUGUCUCCACACUGUGCCCUGGUCCUGUCUUCAUCACAGAAUUGCUGUUCAGCAUCGAUAUGA